Molecule: messenger RNA, 1138 nt
Organism: Prorocentrum cordatum
Lineage: Eukaryota; Dinophyceae; Prorocentrales; Prorocentraceae
Source: the annotation of a GenBank genome assembly
CCCCCCUCCCUCCCUCAAUCCUGAACUCGCCAGCCCGCCCGCCGCCGCGCCCGCGGCACGCGCGGCACGCGCGGCCGGCGCGGCAUGUCCGCGGCCGCGCCCCGCACGGCCGCGCCCCGCCGGUCGACGCUGGCCAGGAUGACAUUGCCGCACGUUCGCAGAAGUAGGCCGACGCUGGCCGAGCUCACCCUGCGCCCCGUGGCGGAGCAGGCGGAGGCCGAGAGCAUCUGGGGGUCGUGGUCGUCGACGGCUGGCCCGCCGCCACGCUCGCCGGACAUCCUGCAGCUGUCUCGGCACCGCGGUGACUGGGACUGGGUGGACGCCGACCAGGAUCUGGACCGCAUCCUGAACGCCAGGCUGGGCCUGAGGAGCACCUGGGGCGGCGAGACUGGCUGGCGCCCGGCAGCGUCGGCGUCGUCCCCACAGCUGCACGCCGCGUCGCUCUCGGCCUCGUCCUGGCGGAGCAGGAGCAAGGGCGCGAAGGUGAAGGACGACUUCGUGAAGGAGCGGGUCCGCGAGGGCCUGGACGAGCUGGUGGCGAGCCUGACGACGCGGAGGCUACAUGGCAGGGAGCGGUCGAGCUCUCCCAGGGGACGGGACACCACGCCUGUCUACGACCUGAUGCUGCCCCGCGGACCAGCGGCAAUGCAGGGCCUGCGGGUGUUACAGGACGAUCGCGGCGUCCGCGCUAUGGCUGGGCUGCAGGGUGGCCCAGUGGAGACGGCGGCGCAGCGCGAUUGCUCCGUGGAGCGCCUCGAGUCGCGGUCGAACAACGCCAUCCGCGCCAGGCCAGACGUGGGGCCCACGUUCGGCCACUACACCCUGUUCGAGCAGACCGGGCCGCUGGACGUCCGACCCAAGGGGCACCCGCUGGUGCGGGGCUCCAGCGCGGGCCGCGAGGCCGCGCGCUCGCCGCUGCAGCGCCCGCGCGACCUGGCCCCCUUCCAGAGGAAGGCGGCUGCGCCUGGUUUCACGGCGCACGUCGCUAAGGUGCGCGCGCGGGCGCGGGCGCACGUGGCCAUGCCCGGGUGGGCCUCCGCCUCCGACCCCGCGGCGGUCUGAAGCUCGGGGCGGGCACGCGCCGCGAGCGAGCGGAGCGGGCGGCAGCCGCGGCAGAGCAGCGGCGCUGUUGGGGGGG